AUGGCCCUCGACAGCCCAUCAUCGUCUCUGGCUUUUACAACACAUUUUUGCGGGUGUGUUAGUAAUCCGAAUUACUUUUUCAAUCCCUUCUCUACGUCCUCGUUUCUCCCCUUCCUCCCACCAUUGUUCUCUUACGCUUCCCCCUUUUUUCAAUCCCUUCUCUACGUCCUCGUUUCUCCCCUUCCUCCCACCAUUGUUCUCUUACGCUUCCCCCUUUUUUCAAUCCCUUCUCUACGUCCUCGUUUCUCCCCUUCCCCCCACUAUUGUUCUCUUACGCUUCCCCCUUUUCUCAAUCCCUUCUCUACCUUCUCCCUUUUCUCAAUCCCUUCUCUACCUUCACCUUUCCCCUCUUCCUCCUACCAUUGUUCUCUUACGCUUCCCACUUUAUUCAAUCCCUACGUUCUCCUUUCUACUCUUCCUAUCACCUUUGUUCCUCUUACCUUCCCCCUUCUUUUAAUCCCUUCUCUACGUUCUUUCUCCUCUUCCUCUCACCUUUGUUCUCUUAUGCUUCCCCCUUUAUUCAGUCCCUUCUUUUUCCUCUCCCUCCCACCAUUGUUCUCUUACGUUUUUCCCUUUUUUAAAUCUCUUCUUUACGUUUUUCUUUCUCCUCUUCCUCCCACUUUUGUUCUCUUACGCUUCCCCCUUUAUUCAGUCCCUUCUCCACGUUCUCCUUUCUCCUCAUCCACCCACUGUCUUUUUUUUAUUUUCUUACUCUUCCUUUCUUCUUUUUCACCUUUUUUCUCUUUUACAUUUCUUCCCAUCGUCAGUUUUACGAUUCCCAGUUUUCGCUUAUUGUUCAUAUUCCUCCUACUGGACUACGCAUGCGCAUCGUGA
Acanthosepion pharaonis is the source of this 834-nucleotide messenger RNA. NCBI's taxonomy places the organism in Eukaryota, Metazoa, Mollusca, Cephalopoda, Sepiida, Sepiidae. The record is from the annotation of a GenBank genome assembly.